AGGCUGUUGUCCGAAUAAUAUCUGGAAAGUAAAAAUAUGUAUGAAUAACAAUUUUUAUCAAAAAUCGGAAAUAAUAUUAUCUUUAAGGUAUACUAAUUUUACAGAAGUUUUGAAAUUCAGAGAGGGUGUGGCUGGAAUCAACAUUGAGCAAGGAAGAACUGCAUUCUCUUUUAUGAGCGAAGGGUUUCCAAUUCGAAAAGAGUCGUUCGAUAAAGGCGUUCGCCAUAUUUAAUUUUAUCUUGUUUGCCGGUAAGGAACCAGUAAAAUGGAUCAAAUACUUGAAACUGAAAUUCAGAAGCACGAAGGAAAGACUGAAGAAGUAACUGAAUUAAAUCUUGAAAACUGUGGUGAGCCAAUAAAGUUGAAUCUUCUUGAAAAAUUUACGAAUUUAGAAUCUCUUAAUUUAAGCAAUAAUGGCAUCAACAACUUAAGAGGCUUUCCAAAAUUACUUAAUUUAAAGAAAUUGGACCUUUCAUCAAAUAGUAUUGCGAAUACAUUAUUUUAUCUCCGUGGGUGUUCAAAUCUUACACAUCUCAACUUGAGCAAUAAUAGGAUAAAAGACGUUGGGCCUCUCAAACCAAUGACAAAACUGAAGAAACUACAGUCACUGCUACUAGUUAAUUGUGAUGUGUGUCAAGUAACUGAUUAUAGAAAGAAAGUUUUCAAAAUUCUUCGCAGUUUAAUUGAUCUAGAUGGAGAAGAUAAAAAACCCAUAGAUGAAGAUGAUACAGUGGAUAUUGGUGAACAUAAGAAAGAGCCUGAUGGCACAGAUGGUUCUGAAGCGAUGGAUACCGGAGGCGAAAAAAAGUCGAGGAAGCGGAAAUCAAAAGAAAAUGACUCUUUUCAAAAAAAGAAGAAAAAACUUCAGAAUUUUCAGGCAAAAAAUGCAUUAAUGCAACUUAAUGAGUUGAAACCUGGGUUAAAGUAUAUUGUUGAAGCUGUAUCAGGACCACCUCACAAUCCUGAAUUUGUUGUAUCAGUUGAAGUGAAUGAACAAAAAUAUGUUGGGCGUGGCAGUUCCAAGCAACUUGCUAAGCAUUCAGCUGCUCAGGCUGCUUUAUCAUCAAUGGUUCAAUUUAGAAAUACUCCUGAAGCCAUGACAGCAUUAAGUAGGCCUCCUAGUAUGUCAGAUUUUACAACUGACAAUGUUGAAAAUGAAGGCUUCAAUUUUAAUAAGUUUGAAGGACAGAAGAAUGGAACACGAAAUGAAAUAAUUUCCAAAGAUAAUCCUUCUUUGAAGAAACCUCUGAAACUGUUAACUGAAGCUGAGAAGAAGAAUCCAGUUAUGCUUUUGAAUGAAAUUCAUCCUGGAUUGACAUUCAAACUUGUUGAAGAAAAUUCUGCCAUACCUAGUCAGCGGUUCCGUAUGACUGUAGAAGUCGGAGGAGAAAAUUAUGAAGGUACUGGUCAAAAUAAGAAACAGGCUAAAGCCGCUGCGGCUCGUGCCGUUUUAUCUAAUCUUUAUAAUGUGAGUUACAGUAUGUUUCCUCAGUCAUUAUUACCUACUUCACCAGAUUAUGCUGAGCUUUUCAAUUUUCCUCAAGCUGUGGCUGAUAAAAUUUCAAAACUUUUGAUGAGUACAUUUAGUGAUGUUAUGACAGAUAAUCCUGAUAAUGCAAAAUGGAAAGUUAUUGCAGGAAUAGCUAUGACAAAGGAUGAAGCUAUGCAAGACAUACAGAUAAUCAGUUUUGGAACGGGUACAAAAUGUAUUAAUGGUGAGCAUAUAAGUAUGGUUGGAGCUAAUCUUAAUGACUGCCAUGCAGAAAUAAUUUCUCGGAGGUGUUUGAAAGACUUUCUGUACACCAAUCUUGAAUAUCACCUGGAAGGGGAAGGGGAUCAGUCUAUAUUUGUAAAGAAAGAAACUGGUGGUUUUGUUUUGAAACCACAUAUAAAAUUCCAUCUGUAUAUUAGCACAGCUCCUUGUGGAGAUGCUAGAAUUUUCUCACCCCACGAAGAAAUCGUAGUUGAUCCCGUCGAUAGGCAUCCGAAUCGAAAUUCUCGUGGUGUUCUACGAACCAAAAUUGAAUCAGGAGAAGGAACUAUUCCUGUAAAAGAUGGACAGCGUAUACAAACUUGGGAUGGAAUAAUACCCGGGCAGGAGCGGUUGUUAACUAUGUCCUGCUCCGAUAAAAUAGCAUCGUGGAAUGUCUUAGGUCUACAAGGAGCAUUACUUUGUCAUUUUAUUGAGCCAAUAUAUAUUGAAAGUGUCAUUCUUGGUGGCUUGUUUCAUCCAAAUCAUUUACAUCGUGCACUUUUUGGCAGAAUCGAAGGAGCAAUUAAAGAUUUGCCUCCAAUGUUCAAACUCAACAAACCUAAAAUGUGUACAACAACUAGUCCUGAGGCUAGGCACUUGAUUAAAUCACCCAAUUUUAGUGUCAAUUGGACUGUUGGCCUUGGAAGAGCUGAAGUUAUAAAUGCCGUGACUGGCAAAACAGAAAGUGGUCAAGUUUCUCGUUUAGCAAAAAGAUCCUUUUUUCAGAGAUUCAUGAACAUAUAUGACCGAUUGCCACACAUUGAUGAAUAUGAAACUCCCAGUCCUGCAAUGUAUUCUGCAUUCAAAAGUGCUGUAAAAAAGUACCGAGAAGCCAAAAUAUCGUUGACAUCUGCUUUUGUAUCUGCUGGACUUGGCCACUGGAUCAAGAAACCUACUGAACAAAAUGAGUUUGAACUCGACUUCAAGUAAAUCAUUUUUUCACAUUCUUUUAGCUACGGUCAAACCAUAUAUGGGGUUAUAUUAUGUAAUAUUGGAGUAUAUGUAUUACAUGGAUUACAUUGCAAGUCUUAAUGUAUGAUUCACUUAAAAUCUUUUAAAAGUAAAUGUGUCAUUUGACCAUUA
Messenger RNA from Stegodyphus dumicola, 2836 nucleotides. RefSeq names its product Adenosine deaminase acting on RNA (gene Adar). The record is from RefSeq and is a predicted model, not a curated record. NCBI's taxonomy places the organism in Eukaryota, Metazoa, Arthropoda, Arachnida, Araneae, Eresidae. Gene Ontology annotation, biological process: RNA processing; adenosine to inosine editing. Gene Ontology annotation, molecular function: double-stranded RNA adenosine deaminase activity; tRNA-specific adenosine deaminase activity; protein binding. Gene Ontology annotation, cellular component: nucleolus; cytoplasm.